Bipolaris maydis ATCC 48331 is the source of this 1281-nucleotide messenger RNA. RefSeq lists its product as uncharacterized. NCBI's taxonomy places the organism in Eukaryota, Fungi, Ascomycota, Dothideomycetes, Pleosporales, Pleosporaceae. The record is from RefSeq and is a predicted model, not a curated record.
AUGUCGCGACCACAAAGCAUGCCCGACUUUACUGCUCUUAUGGACUCGUCCAAGUCGCUAUUUGAACAGACAACCACCUCGAAUUUUGAAAGACGCAUACACAGCCGACGACAAACAUCACCAGAGCGAAGGACCCCGCACACACGCAAGAAACCUAGCAUCUCGCUCGCAGCUGGCUUGAUGAUGAACACAGAGUCUCCUUUGGCUACUGGCUCGAUGUCGCCACGCAAGGCGAGUGAUGGUCGGCCUCCUGAAGAGAGAAAGGUAGAGACAGAGGAAGGCGAUACUCUUUUCUACGCAUAUGCGAAGCGCAGCGACUACCCGUCCUCGCCUCCCUACAUCCUCACAUUUGCCUCGGCUGCCGUUUGCUCGCAAUGGUGGCACCUCGUCCAGCAAAACUACCCUUCGUCCGCUCGCCGCCCAAGCCCCCAGUUCUUCAUCAUGCGCAGCGAAGACAUGGAACUCAUACAAGACGAUCUAAAAUUCUUUGACCUCCGCAACAAAUGGUUCUAUUCCUCCCAAGACAGCCCCACCUGUCCCCCAGUCGUUCUCCCCAUCCAACACGCCAACGGCACACUCGCCCUCCCACCUUCUCCUCCCCCACCCGAGGAAAAGUCAAACACAUCCGCCCUCGACAGCCUUGCCGAAAGCCUCACCCGCCUCGCCAACAUUGUCGAAACAAACGCGGAACAAGUCCACGCCCUUUCCGUUGCCCAGUCGACCGGCCUACAAGCCAUGCAAGAAAUCAAUGAAUCAAACAGCGUCCAAAUAAAAGCCAUUUCCGCUUCUCAGCUCAAACUCCAAUCUCUCGUCGACCAAAACGCAUCUCACUACAUCGCCCUCUCCAACAAACAUUUCGAAUCGCAAGAAUCCACGCGCCUCGCUCAAGAACGCAGCCAAAAAGCUCAGGACGAAGCAAAACAUCUCCUCACAUCAACGCUAUCUCACGUCAAUUCGCUAGCAAAAGCCCAAUCAGACCUAGCCCAGACGUGCCAAUCCAUGAUACAGAGUUUCGACUCUUUUACACACAACAAUCAUAGCAUAAUUGGCUCCGACGCCGCCAGUUUGCACUCGGCCGGGUCCACGACGUCGAGUGGCGUCCUGGCCAGUCGGAUUAGUCCGCCGCCCAGGAAGCUGAACCGCAGGGUCAAGGGUGUGUGGUAUGAGUAUGAUAAUAGUGUUCCUGGGACGGCUGGCGGUGGGACGACGAUGGUGCGCAAGAGGGCGGAUUCGGUGGGCAUGGAGACGCCGCCGAAGAGUCCUGUCGUGUUUAAGUCGUGA